Microthlaspi erraticum is the source of this 1335-nucleotide messenger RNA. The record is from the annotation of a GenBank genome assembly. NCBI's taxonomy places the organism in Eukaryota, Viridiplantae, Streptophyta, Magnoliopsida, Brassicales, Brassicaceae.
AUGGCCGGAACGAACGAAGGUUUGGCCGAUGUCGAAGAUAUCUCGGGUAAGAACACUCUCCAUGCCGAUGAAAUCUCGGAUGACAAAAGCGUGCAACAACUCUUGGAUGAGAAGAACCGUCUCUUUCUGGAAGAUCCUUCCACCCUCGUGAGAAUGGGCAAGACAGGCGUGUUCUGGGACGCCGUGGCUUAUCCAUUCCCUGUUGAUCUGACUCCUGAUGCUAUCUAUGAAAAAAUAGAGUCAGCUCUUCGUGAUUGUGAGGGUGAGGAUGAGGAUUGGGAUUAUAUGGGUGAAAAAUCAAUCUGGGUCUAUGUUGAUGACAAAGGGGAUUAUCCGAAAAAUAAGACUUGGGAAUCCAGAAUCUACUUCCUUCCCGGAGGGGAUAAUAAACACAAGAGACUUAACAGAAUGCUCCAUGACAUCCAUUUAUGGGGAAUGGACUUUCCUGUGGCCCAUCCUCGUCCAUCAACUUUGGUCAUAGUAUCGGAUCAAGUCAGAGGUGACUUGUUUUUCCGCCGGAUGCUUAAACAUUUUAUUACGAGAGGUUUCCAUGUUUACUUAGCAACUCAGCCUGGGAGCUACCAACCAGAAGAGGAAGUUGAAUGGCCUGCAUCGCUAUUAGCUGUUCUCUACUCUUUUCGUGAGAAAGGGAACGUUCGGCUCAACAAACCUCACAACAUAAAGAAGAUUGAUGCUACUCGAGAUGGCAAAGAUGGGGGAGAUAAGUGUUUCCAUAUCGAAGAUUUCUCCGCCGUCGUAAAAGGGGGUCAGCUAGGCGUGAUAUGGUACAGCUUGCCCAGAAAGAGUGAAGAUUUCUACUGUUCUGAGAGGCAAAUAAGUGUCUUCUGGAACGUGAAGCAGUGCCCAAUCCCUUCUAGUGAGAGGCUUCCUUCUGUUAUUCGUAAUAUCAAAUCAGCUGUUUAUGAAAUGGGCUUUCAUACUCCGGUGAUAAUCUAUGCGUAUGGUGACACGCUUGACCAAGGAGAUGCCUUUGACAAAACUGGAAUUUGUUACGCAGUAGAAGAUGAACACCAGCGAAGUCUCCCAAUCGCAAAAACACUUGAUUAUGCUGAAAUGGCUGUGGACCUUAUUCUUCUCUCAACACCGAGCUAUGAGGAGCCAGCAAUUUUAGUGGUAAUCGCAAAUCCAGACGCAGAUAGCGAGUUGCAGAGGGUGCUCAAGUGUUUGCAAGCGAGAAAUCACGAUGUUUUCGUAGUAAAGCAGCCUGUUGAUGGCAGUGGUCUAUUUGACUCUGCGGAGUCAAUAGUUAAUAACACUCAACGUUUAGUUGGAGGAGAGCACAGCAAGCCGACUUGCCGUUGCAGAUCUUAUUAG